UUUUACUGACUUAUAAAAUUGACGCCUAUAGUUACUCUUGAACUCACUUUAACUAUUAACGUGGACCAAUAUUAUAUCUGUGGCUCUAGUAAAAAAAACAUUUGGUAAUGUACUGGUUUAACGCAAACUAUAUUUUAUCAGCUUCAAGUACGACAGAUUCGUUCAUCGAUAAACCUGAUGAAGAAGUGUACAGAGACGAAGGCAGUGAUGUCACAUUAGAGUGGCACUUUCACGUCGGAUCCUGUUCCAGUUCAUCUACAUUCAGGGAAUUUCUUUUUGGUGUUUGGGAUGAUUCUGGCUUUGUGAAAAACAAGAUCCUGGCUGUCCAAGAAAACAACGUGGUAUCUAAAGGAAGCGGAUUUGAAAGAAAGGUGGAUUGGAGCGGGAAUAUUUACGACUGUGUGAAUUGUACAGCAAUAGUCAAAAUGUACAACUUGACGGAUGCGGACUUCAAGAAGUAUGGCGUAAAGGUGCAACUAGGUUUCAAAAGGAGCCCUCUUACAAAUUGGCUGAGACUUGUAAAAUUUGAACCUGCAGAAAUCAUAAACUCAUCAUGGCCGCGAAGAAUUGAAGUCGAAGAAGGUAACGCAACGACUAUCGAAUGCAAAGCGAAAGGACGUCCAACGCCUUCUGUCAUCAUCAAGAAGAAGAAUCGUACACUGUGUAAUGAUAGUACAGGGCACUGUGUAUACAAGAUUCGAAAAGCCAAGCCCGCAGAUGAGGGAGAAUACUUGUGCUUAGUACAGCAAAGGAACUACAGCCAAAUCGGACGUUCCUUGAACCUGACGGUGUUAGAGGGAAGAAACAUAUCAGCGAUAGACACAAACGCAGGUUUGACGGGUGGAGAAAUAGCUGGCAUCGUUAUUGCGUGUGUUGCUGUUGCUAUUGCUAUUGCUAUAGUGGCUGGAAUUGUGUGCUGGCGGAGACGAAUAUGUUGUUUUCAACAGAACGAAAACCCGAUCCCGACCAAUGAGGAUGACGUGAAUGAUGAAGAUCUGUAGUCAAGGAAAGUGUAAUUUUGGCAAUUAAUACGUAGAACAGACUGAAAGGACGAAAAUAAAAGGACGAAAGAUGUGUUCGCCACGUUACAGUGCAAAUCGAAACACUGUGGGCACCUAGAAAUAUUCUAGGAAUGUUAUAUAGAUCUCCUUUGGCCAAUCAGAAUUGACUUUCAAACAAAAAGAUAACGGAAAGAUAACAGUAACGCUUCUGAUUGGCCGAUUAAACAUUCAUGAAAUAUUUCUAGAUGCCCACUGUUUUCGAUUUGCACUGUUAUUGGUUGACAUGACAAAACGACACCAAGACCAAAUCUUUUGUUGGUUAAAGUCAACCAAAUUGAUGGCUAUGACGUCACAUGCACCCUAAGAAUUGCUUGCCACUCUAACUUUGAUAAGUCUUCACAUUCGAGCUCGUUAAAAAAAUACAUAGAGGAUAUUACAUGGGCGCGCGGAGAUACGAA
Molecule: messenger RNA, 1459 nt
Organism: Actinia tenebrosa (Australian red waratah sea anemone)
Lineage: Eukaryota; Metazoa; Cnidaria; Anthozoa; Actiniaria; Actiniidae
Source: RefSeq, a predicted model, not a curated record